AUGACGGCUGUAUCGCCCUUGCCGCCCGACGGUCACCUCGCUCUGCGCCCUGCCUGGAUAAAGUUGGACGCGUUCGAUCGCUUUCGGGCCGAAGCAACACCGUCGUGGGUCCUGUCCAUCCUGCUUCUGACUCCGAUCCCGUGUUUCCUCGUCAACCUGACCAUCGAGAGUAUUCCGCUGGCUGACCCCGCCAAAGGAUACCGAGAUUCUCUCCACUUCCAGCUACGAACAAAUCCGGACAAUAUCGUGGAAGUUUGUCCUCGGACACAGCAAGGUUACGUCAGGAUGGGGAUUGCAAACAUUGCCGCCAUCGCUUGUGGGGCGCCUGUUUUUCCAGUGCCAUUCACUCAGAUCGUCCCUGUCGGCUCGAUGGGCGCCUUUGGUGGUGUAUCCUGUCUUCACUGGCGUGUCGGACACCUUUACCACGUGCUCUUCACGGCCAUGUGCCUUCAGAUCGCCAAGUCGCUCGAAACACUGGCAGCGGGAAUUGUCGUGAACGUGUGUCAAAUGCUGCUCAACUACCGAGACAUUCUCAAGGAUGCACAGGGCCAAGUCCGAGCUUCGAGCGUUCAAGACUGUGGUAUCGGACGACAAUGUAUCUGCGGUGCUGAAUUUAGCCCAGCAAGACCCGCUACUCGGGAUUCUCCAUCGGAGUUUGCCGCCUCGGACAUUUUCCACCUCAAGCAGCACUGCUCCGUUUGA
Molecule: messenger RNA, 702 nt
Organism: Phytophthora sojae
Lineage: Eukaryota; Oomycota; Peronosporomycetes; Peronosporales; Peronosporaceae
Exons: 4
Coding region: 1-702 (233 amino acids)
Source: RefSeq, a predicted model, not a curated record